AUGACAAUUUUUUCUCCAGAAGCCGACUCAGUGGUGAUUAGAGAGCACUUCUAUUACGACACUGGUUUAGACUCUCUUGUCGUUAUUCAUAAUGACGAAGGGAAAUUUAUACCUGUCGAGGAAAAAGGCCUUGGUAUUUUCGACUAUCUCUUUGCUUCAACAACCGGCGAAUAUCCAGCAGAUCAACAGCCAAAAUCUGAAGUCGCCGAAAUACCAAUGAAUAUAGUGAUCAUUUUGGCUUCCGUUGCAUUUUCGUUAGUCGUUUGCUUUGUGCUCUUGAGACUCUUCAAUCGUUUUACAAAUGAAAUUAUCGCAAAAUCCAACCCACGAAGCUAUGUGUUUAGCCCCGGGACUCACAGCCAGAAUCACCCAUAUCGUCACAAGCUUAGAAAGAUCAGAAUGGCAUCCAAGAAAAUUCUUAGCAGAAAUCGUUCCAGGUCAAUGGCCUCAUCCAGAAGAGCAAUGGAAGCGGUUUCUCCAGUCUUUGCUAAUGAAGAUGUUAUCCCGUAUUCUUUCCAAACAUUACCAAAUACAUCUUCAGUUCUCAAAAAAUUACCAUCUCUUCAUACAAAGCUCAAUGUCAAAAAAUACACAAGAGCUUCUUCCAUCAAUAACCCAGUCUCGGCUACAGAGUUCAAUCCUACUUUUCAUCUCCUUUUACAUGCUCAAGGUCAAGUUUCCGAUAAUCCAUUCUGCUUAAGUUAUAACGAUCAACUUCACAAAUCUACAGAAUCAUCCAUUUCUGAUGGCCUGAGUGUUGAUAGCGUGUUCUCGCCAUUCAGACACCAAAACAACUCAGACGAUGCGCUAGACAACUCUCCGGUAUUUGAAAAUGAUCCAAUGAUUAUAAAGAUGUACCAAUCCCAACCAAUACAGAAUUGA
Molecule: messenger RNA, 882 nt
Organism: Saccharomycopsis crataegensis
Lineage: Eukaryota; Fungi; Ascomycota; Saccharomycetes; Ascoideales; Saccharomycopsidaceae
Exons: 1
Coding region: 1-882 (293 amino acids)
Source: RefSeq, a predicted model, not a curated record